Varanus komodoensis (Komodo dragon) is the source of this 4633-nucleotide messenger RNA. It is a transcript of the gene GRK2, whose product is annotated as G protein-coupled receptor kinase 2. Lineage: Eukaryota; Metazoa; Chordata; Lepidosauria; Squamata; Varanidae. The coding region runs from base 709 to 2784 and encodes 691 amino acids. The transcript has 21 exons. The record is from RefSeq and is a predicted model, not a curated record. Gene Ontology annotation, biological process: protein phosphorylation; G protein-coupled receptor signaling pathway; regulation of signal transduction. Gene Ontology annotation, molecular function: ATP binding; G protein-coupled receptor kinase activity; G protein-coupled receptor binding.
GCCCCUGCAGAAAAACAAAACCACAUACAAGAAGGAGGAAGGAGCAGGAGUAGCGUAUGAGCUUCAGAUCCGCUCGGCCUCCGUCUUAAGCGCUUAGCGUUUAUUCUAUCAGUGCAUUGAUACUAAUUCAUUCUGCGCUCGCCCUUCCUAGCAGUUCGCUGUUCGCGCCCUGAUCGCCACGGCACACAGAGAGAAAAACGCUUGACAGAUCACGCAGCGAUCAAGCCUAAAAGCAGCGACCCUCCACACUGUCGCCGCCGCCGCGCCGCCGAUCCUUUUUGACAGGCGGCGAGAGCAACAGCAGGCGGACACACGCGCGAGCGCGUGCACACACACACACACACACACACACACACACACGAGAGAGAGAGAGAGAGCGAGCGAGCGAGCGAGCGAGCUCUGGAGGGAAGGAACAAAUAGGAGAGAGUAAGCAGGGUGCAGCAGCAACUGCACCGCAGAAAUACGGAAGAAGAAUCGCUGCUUCUCUUGCACACGCAUCAUGUGGGUCUGUCUGUAAGAGGGGUGGUGGGGGGGCCAGAUCCCCUCUCCUUCCCUCCCUCCCCCACCCUGUUCUCCCCCUUCCACACACGCUUAGACACGGGCACACGCGCCAACAAGGAAGAGGAGCCGAGGGAGCCGCAGAGGCCGCGGGAAUAAUCAGAGAACUGAUUGUGAGAAAGGAAAGCAGAAGAAAUAUUUCCUGACAAGAUGGCCGACUUGGAGGCUGUGCUCGCCGAUGUGAGCUACUUGAUGGCUAUGGAGAAAAGUAAAUCUACUCCUGCGGCCAGAGCAAGCAAGAAGAUCGUCCUACCUGAGCCGAGCAUUCGCAGUGUUAUGCAGAAAUACUUGGAAGACAGGAAUGAGGUGACCUUUGACAAGAUAUUUUUGCAGAAGAUUGGCUUCCUGCUGUUCCGAGACUUCUGCCUGACACAGGCAGAGGAGGCCAAGCCACUGGUGGAAUUCUACGAAGAGAUCAAAAAGUAUGAGAAGUUGGAUUCUGAUGAGGAACGAGCUAUUAAGAGCCGCCAGAUCUUUGACACAUACAUCAUGAAGGAACUGUUGUCCUGCUCUCAUCCUUUCUCCAAGUCAGCCACAGAGUAUGUGCAGAGCCGCCUCAGCAAGAAGCAAGUGCCACCUGACCUUUUCCAGCCGUACAUUGAAGAGAUCUGCCUGCGUCUGCGUGGGACUAUCUUCCAGAGGUUCAUUGAGAGUGACAAGUUCACACGCUUCUGCCAGUGGAAGAAUGUGGAGCUGAACAUCCAUCUGACCAUGAAUGACUUCAGCGUUCACCGGAUCAUUGGGCGUGGUGGCUUUGGAGAGGUCUACGGAUGCCGGAAAGCAGACACGGGCAAAAUGUACGCCAUGAAGUGUCUGGAUAAGAAGCGCAUUAAGAUGAAGCAGGGGGAGACACUGGCCCUGAAUGAGCGCAUCAUGCUGUCUCUUGUCAGCACUGGGGAUUGCCCCUUCAUCGUUUGCAUGUCAUAUGCCUUCCAAACGCCGGACAAGCUAAGCUUCAUCCUGGACCUCAUGAAUGGGGGCGACCUUCACUAUCACCUCUCCCAGCACGGGGUCUUCUCUGAGGCCGAGAUGCGUUUCUAUGCAGCAGAGAUCAUCCUGGGCCUUGAGCACAUGCACAACCGCUUUGUGGUGUAUCGAGACCUCAAGCCAGCCAACAUCUUGCUGGAUGAGUUUGGCCAUGUCCGCAUCUCAGAUCUCGGACUAGCCUGUGACUUCUCCAAAAAGAAGCCUCAUGCUAGCGUUGGCACACAUGGGUACAUGGCACCAGAGGUACUACAGAAAGGGGUGGCCUAUGACAGCAGUGCCGACUGGUUCUCUCUGGGCUGCAUGCUCUUCAAACUCCUGAGGGGGCACAGUCCCUUUCGGCAGCACAAGACUAAGGACAAGCAUGAGAUUGACCGCAUGACACUCACUAUGGCUGUGGAGCUGCCAGAGUCCUUCUCACCUGAGCUGCGCUCCCUCCUGGAGGGGCUGCUACAGAGGGACGUCAACCGUCGCCUGGGCUGCAUGGGCCGUGGGGCUCUUGAGGUCAAGGAGAGUCCCUUCUUCCAGGGCCUAGACUGGCAGUUGGUCUUCCUCCAGAAGUAUCCACCUCCCUUGAUCCCGCCACGCGGAGAGGUGAAUGCAGCCGAUGCGUUUGACAUUGGUUCCUUUGAUGAAGAAGACACCAAAGGAAUUAAGCUAUUGGAGAGUGACCAAGAGCUCUAUCGCAACUUUCCACUCACCAUCUCAGAGCGUUGGCAGCAGGAGGUGACUGAAACAGUGUUUGACACAGUCAAUGCUGAGACUGACAAAUUGGAGGCCCGCAAAAGAGCCAAGAACAAGCAGCUGGGCCACGAGGAAGAUUAUGCCCUGGGCAAGGACUGCAUCAUGCAUGGAUACAUGUCAAAACUGGGGAACCCGUUCCUUACUCAGUGGCAGAGGCGAUACUUCUACCUCUUCCCAAAUCGGUUGGAAUGGCGUGGAGAGGGAGAGUCUCCGCAGUCCUUGCUCACCAUGGAAGAGAUCCAGUCAGUGGAGGAGACACAGAUAAAGGAUCGAAAGUGCAUCCUGCUUAAGAUCAGGGGGGGCAAGCAGUUUGUUCUGCAGUGUGAUAGUGACCCGGAGCUGGUGCAAUGGAAGAAAGAGCUGCGUGACGCCUACCAGGAAGCUCAACAGGUGCUGCAGAGGGUGCCCAAGAUGAAACAUAAGCCACGUUCUCCAGUGGUGGAGCUAAGCAAGGUCCCCCUGAUCCAGCGCAGCAGCAGCAGCACCAAUGGCCUCUGACCCUCCUCAACUUCCUCUCCUAUCCUUAAUUUAUUCGGCUGGGUUUGUCCACCGUCCCCAUCCUCUCUCCUGUCUCUCUUUGCUGAUCGUUGUGACGUCCACCCCAGCCCCCUGGGGUAUUGUAGUGAGGGGGAGGGGCAUCCAGAAGGUGUGGGACAGGCUUCCCCCAUCCCCUCCUGCCUCCCAGAACAUGGGGAUUGAUAACCAGUUGAGGGAAAGGAGCCUGGUUGGUAAGAUGGAUGAGAGUCUAUCCAUCCCCUACUAAAGCAAGGCUGGAAUUAAGGCCCUGCCAAUAUAUAGGACCAAAGGAAGGAGAUGUUCUGAGCUGCUAAUGCCUCCUGAGCAUUUCCUCCUUCCUCCCUGCACUGCCAAACAUGUGCCAGUGCACCCAUGAGGAGCAUCACAGAGUGCUAGCUUAGGCCUUGCUUCCAUGGGGUAUGCGGAGAGCAUAUCUUUUGAGUUCGUCCAGAGAGUGCUAACAUGGAUGAAGAGAAAUUUGCAUGACAAUCUGAAUUCUAGCCCCUUGCCCUUCCAGCAGCAACCUCUGACAAUGCUUCCAUAGCAGCUCCUGUAGAAAGAGCACCCUGGUUCUGGCAGGGAGAGUGCAUUUUUCACUGCCUCUACCUUUUGCUCAAAGAGUAUCGGUUAGGCAGCCAUUGUGCCAUAAGCAUCCCUUUCAGGACUGGCUGGGUUUCCACUCGGAGGGGUUAGAAGGAAUUGCCUUGAGACUAUCAUCCACCAGUGUAGAUGAUGGUUUGUUCCUGUGCAGGUCCUCAGCCCUAACCCACACCCUCUUGUCCUGCUAGCAAGACACCAUCUUGUCCUGCAAUCCCAAACUUCACAGUUCUCACCCAGGCCAGUGGCUAUUCCUGCAGCAGCCUUAGGAACUGCAAUCCUUUGCCUGCAUUAUUCUGCUAUCCUAAGCAUGGAAAGACGUUCUCUUAUCAACUGUGCCAAACUUCAGGAUGAUAUUUGUGCCCAUCCCUGUGGCCCAGCGGAGAGCGUAUAAAGCUGAACUCCCGGUGUCCCUCAGCCAGAUCUGGACAGGUUCUGUGCAUUUACUUGCCUAGACUGUGCUAAUGCCUUUGACUGUCUCCUUAGGACAGGGGGAGAACGGCCUCUGCUCUGCUAUCUCCACUGCCAAAACCCAUCCUGCUUCAUUGUGGAAAGGGCUGGGCGAGAGGCUUCAUGCCAAAAGAGAUUCUGAGCUUCCUGAACCUCUCCAAGCCGGGGGUGAGUGGGGGAUGCAGAAGCUGGACGCUUAGCCUGGAGAGCAGCUUAGCCCUGUGCCAACUCCCAUGUGUCCGAAGGGUUCUGUAAAUAGCUCUGUGCCAAGGGGCCAGGCUGAGUUUGAAAAACUGGGCCCGCUUGACCCCUCCAUUCCAGUAUGCCUUGUAUGAACGGCAUUGAUCCCACCCAGCCCUCAGCAGUGUUAUGAUUUCUCCCACAGGAUGGAGAGAAAUCUCACGUUGAUUGAAUCCUGCUCCCUUCCUCCCCCUUCCAUUUGCGUUAGCAGGGGAACUGGGACGGACGGUUUUCGGUUGUGGAUCAGGUUUCAUCCCCGUGGCCUCAUGCCCCAAGCGCAUGCAAUCGCCUCUGCUGCAUGCCUCCCGUGUGAUCAGUUGCGCCUGUUCUGCCACCUAAAUGACCAUAUUCCUUCCAAGGUGAUUGGCCCUGGAAGGGGAGAGGUGGAACGAAGCCCCUUUCCCUGCAGUGUUUGUAAAUAUUGAUCUCUGGUUUGUCUCACUGGGUUAUUAUUAUGGAUUUUUUGCCGAUUUUUGAAUGUGAUUUUAAUGAGUGGGAUAAAGACUGUUUUUAUAAUAAAAGAAAAAAAAUCCAAAACCCACAA